UAACAACACAUAUUACUCACCCAUACACCAAUGUACUGACUGAUCAACAUAAAUUAGCAAUAUGUAAAUUUAUACAAAUGACUCUUGUAGGCAAUAUAGAAAUAUACAGUACUUGUUGUAACACGUUAUUUUACAAAUCAUACUACCCAAUUCUACUCUUAUCUUUCUUUGACAAUGUGAAUUUUAACAAAAUGGUGAGAUGAUUCUUUCUCAUGCAUUUCUUACUUUCUUAAAAGUAUCAAGAUAAAAUUCUCAUUGAAGUUUAGUUCUUAAUCAAUCCAUUGCCAAAAUCUAUCAUUAAAAGUGACAUGUAUAUUUUUCGUGCAUCUAUUUUUCCAUUAUAAUGUGUAACAAAAAUAUUUUAAUUCAAAUCAUUUUCUUUAUAUAGUGUGUAUGCGCACGCGUUACAAUAAGAUACUUGUAAACGGUCUUUUUCUUCUAUAUUGUUCCCCUACGCUUCUGUACAUAAUUUCUAUUAUUAGUUUGAUUGGCAGAAAUUUUAUUCUGCCUACUAGUAUAUCAAAUAUAAUAACUACAUAACAGAUACGGCUGAUAAGAAAUAUCAACCAAUCAGUGUUCUAGUUAAGACAAGUUGAUUAACUUACUACUUAAAAUCUGUAGGGGAGAGAGGUUGUUUUUGUAGUGAUUAUUUGUAAAUUUUAAAAAAGUGUAUACACAUUCUCCUACCCCUUUAAAUCUAUAUUUGAAGGCAACACCUUGUGAUUAACCAGUCGGAAGCAAAUAAAAUAAGAACUUGUAUGGAUAAAUGAUUAAAACUUUAAUGUAAUGUAUAUUUUAUAAUUAUCAACAGAACCAUGUUUCAUUAACAUUAAAUUUACUUUUUCAUUUAUAAACUUCUCGAGAAUUAAUACCUUUACUAAUAAUGACGACACCUAUCAUGUCAGAGAAUAUUAAUUAUCUUCAAGAAAUUUCCAUGAAGUAUCUGGAAGAAAUGAUACGUCUCAAAAAUAAUUAUUUGAUCAAUAAUAAUGUCAAUAACAAUGUUGUUCCAUGUGAAAGUGUCCCAUAUGCCAAUGUAUGUGAAUUAUCUGAUUAUCAAAGAAACUAUUUCACAAAUCUAUCUUUAUAUUUACAAAAUACCAAUGAAAAUUUUACUCAUAUUAAUAACAACUCUGUUAGUCAGAGUGAUCAUGUAAAUCGAGAACUUCGGAUUAAUUCACCGAAUAGUUGCAAUAAUAAUAAUAACAAUGACUCUAACAACUGUAUAUUUAACCUAAAAACUAUUAAUCAUAAGACGUAUGAUCAUCAGCUUCCGUGCAAUCGACUAAACGAAGAUACAUUUAAACGACUGGAUAUAUCCAAGGAAUUAACCAGAAAUUUUGAUCAAUGCUGUACAGAUAAUCAUUUCAAUCAAACCCAAUCAAAUCAAUCAGCUUAUGGAAAUUUCUGUGCACAAUUACAACAGUAUUUAAUAUUAAUAUGUGAAUGGCUUAAACGUACAUCUAUUAGUACCGGCCCUACAAAUAUGACAUCAACUGUCACUAAUACUAUUGCUAAUAAUACUACUACUAACAUGAAUAUUAAUAAUAAAGACAAAAUGAACUGCACGUACAACUGGAUACCUUCCGUCACAUUAUCCCCAUGUUCCUCUGCUUCAACAGUAUCCCCUAACAGUAUGACACAUUUAUCAGAUACGAAGAAUAAUCAUUCAUCAAAUAAUCUGUCUAACAUUUCCACUUAUUCCUCAACAGUAAAAAGUUCAGCGUUCUCUUCUUUUACUUCAUGUUCAUGUGUCUGCAGUGCUUCUUCAUCAUUAUCAUCAUCUUUCCUUACAACAACACAUUCAUCAUUGAGAAAUUCAAAUGCUUAUACAAAUACAUCUCCAAUUAAUACCAGAGAUCAAGCAAAUAUAACAAAUUCCAUUCAAAAUAUAUCAAAUGACAUUUCAGAAAACGUUCAUUUAUCCAAUCAUAUUGAUCAUAUUGAACCAAUAUUGCCUAAAAUUAUAAUGAGCGAUAUGGGAGACAGAAUUACAAACUGUAAACAUCAAUAUCAACCAGAUCAGUAUACAAAAUUAACUGAUAAUUUUACUGAAAAAAUGUAUCAAAAUAUUUUAUUUUAUUACUACUAUUAUAUAAAUUAUAAUCAUUGGAAAAAUAAGAACAUCACUAAUAUUUCUAAUGUUAAUAUUAUCCACGAUCAUAGUAACUAUAUGACACCGACAGAGUUCACUGUAAUGGCAAAUGAAAAGCAAAGUGAUUUACAUAAAAUAAAUAAUAAACUUCCUACUUCAAAUAAUAUAAGUAGUAGUAAUUAUCCUAAUAAUACGACUAAUAACGAUUAUGAUAGUAGACUUAGUGAUUAUACACAGAAAAUAAUGCUUAAUUAUAAGAAAUUAUUUGAUCAAUAUUCGAGUGAAAGAAUCAAUUCGAAUAUAUUGACAGAAAGUGCUAUGACACCAACAACAAUCUCACCAUCUAAUAUACCUGUGAUAAUUAAUAAUCUAACAAUUAACAAUAAAUCGAUUACUUCAAUUAAUAAUAAUGGUGAAAAUGAUCUUGAUGAUGUUCAUGAUGAUGUUGAUAAUUCUCAUUUAUUAAAUUGUCAAUUAAAUCAAUUAUUUUAUUCAUUUACAUGUAAUUUACAGAAAUUAGCAAUGACAUAUCCGAGUAAAAGUGAUCAAUGUCCAAUAAACUCACAAAAUACUAAACAUUCACAUCAUCUUAAUCAUAUUCAACAACAUAAACAACAUUUAACCACAGGUAAACGAUGCUAUAAAGCUAAUCGUGAGAAUACAAGACUACGAAAAGAUAAACGUUUCGACUUUAAACAUUUAGCUCAAUCAUGUGUUGAUUAUGAAGUAAAUGAUAUUCAUUUAUCAAAUUCAUCGUCAAUGUAUCAAACAGAAUGUUCUCGAGAAAAACAACUGAAAAAUCAAUUUUUUGACAAUAAUAUUACUGACAAUAAUAAUAAUAAUAAUCAACAUUUGAUUAGGACAACAAAAAAUCCAAUUAAACCCAUGGAGAGAAAACAGUUCAAGGAGGAUAAAGAUGGUCAUUUUGUUGAAGUACAUUUAAAAACUGCAAAUUCAAGAUUACGUGUAAAUUAUGGUCGAUUAAUUAAUGCGAAAGAAGACAAAUCAAAUCAUAGUGGACCACGUCGAAGAGUGCGUAAACAAUAUAUAUGCAGAUUCUGUUUACGUCAGUUUACCAAAUCGUAUAAUCUAUUAAUUCAUGAGCGUACACAUACGAAUGAGAGACCAUUUCCUUGUGAUGUUUGUGGCAAAGCAUUUCGUAGACAAGAUCAUUUAAGAGAUCAUAGAUUUACACAUAGUUCAAAGAAACCAUUUUUAUGUGAAAUAUGCGGUAAAGGAUUUUGUCAAUCACGUACUUUAGCAUUACAUCGUACUACACAUCAAUUAAAUCAAAUUGAUAGUAAUUUAAUUACUCAAACUAAUAAUAAAAUGAGUAUUUCAAAUUGCAAACCUAAAAAUGGCUAUAAUCAUCAACAUCAUUCUCUUUCUUCUUCUGUUUUCUCAACAUCACCAGGAGCAACAGCGAUAGUAGAAAAAACAACAACAUUAAAUAUGCCAAUUGGUACUUCAGAACUAAUCAAUUAUAAAUUCUAAAAUCAAUAUUUAAACAGGAUAUUCUCAUAGAUAAGAAGAAAUAGUGAAAUUGUUCAAGAGAUGUACUACAAUCGAAAAAAAAGUAUCCAAACAAAAUGAUAUUCUUUAACAUAUGUAAACAUACUUCGAGUAUACAUUUGAACAAAUGAAAAGAAGAUAGAAUUUAAUGAACAUGACAAAAAUAUAUGUAUUCACUUAUUUACUAAAUAAACGAGUUAAAAUAUAGAAAAGAACUAACAAGCAGUAUUCAUAAUAAUAUUCAUAACAGUAUUAUAACUCUAUAGAUAACUACUAAACAAAUAAGACAUAUGAUAUUUUCAAAAUGAAUUCAUUUUGUUCCACUUCUCUCCAAUUUUUUUUCUAUACCCUGUUUAAGACUUUUUUUAACCAACAAAUAUAUUUCGUUGAUUACCAUCAUCAUCAUUAUCAUCAUCAUCAUCUUAAUUUGACCAUUGUUAUAAUCAUUACAUAAUCAGAUGGCUUUUCUUUUUGUUUAAAAAAAAGAAUGUGUAUUUAUUUCUAUUCUGUACACACACACACACACACUAUUUGUUCAAUCUAAAGAUACUUGUUUUUUAAUGAAAAAUAUUUAAAAAUUUAAGAAACUAUGUGAAUUGUAUAUUAACUUUCGUUUAAUAUAAAUAUAAAUUUAUUUAUUUUUAUCA
This is a messenger RNA of Schistosoma rodhaini, 4254 nucleotides long. NCBI's taxonomy places the organism in Eukaryota, Metazoa, Platyhelminthes, Trematoda, Strigeidida, Schistosomatidae. The record is from the annotation of a GenBank genome assembly.